Messenger RNA from Apodemus sylvaticus (European woodmouse), 2751 nucleotides. It is a transcript of the gene Prepl, whose product is annotated as prolyl endopeptidase like. Gene Ontology annotation, molecular function: serine-type endopeptidase activity. NCBI's taxonomy places the organism in Eukaryota, Metazoa, Chordata, Mammalia, Rodentia, Muridae. The record is from RefSeq and is a predicted model, not a curated record. Bases 409 to 2637 code for a protein of 742 amino acids. Gene Ontology annotation, biological process: proteolysis. The transcript has 15 exons. Gene Ontology annotation, cellular component: Golgi apparatus; cytoskeleton.
UGUCUUUCUUGCUGGGUGCUGAAGGCACGCUCCGGGUGGACAAGGCUGAGGUGACUGCAGCUCCUUCUUGAGAGCUUCGGUUUCUCGUAUUUGUCUUCUCUACCUUCGCUCGUCCAGCUGUCUUUCAAUUUGCUUUGUCCCUACGUUCUCCAGAGUCACUGCUGCUUAGCUUGGCCCUAGAAAAACUGACUUUACAGAUGACAUGUUUAAGUCACGCCUGCCAAGAAGUACAAUCUGAAGGAACGUAACUCGUACAAGUUUUUAAAUGUAUUUAACCUAAAUUAUCAGAUGUCUACAGUUAUUUGUAACCCAAGGGGCUCAUGAUGCCAAAAGGGAGGGGUAAGAUGUGGGGACAUCAAACUCGCUAAGAUCCCAUUACUGUAUAAUUAUACAUGUGAAGUCAUUCACAUGCCUGCAGCCCCUAAGGGAACAAAAACCAGGGAUUUUGCCACCAUGCAGCAGAUGACCAAAUUAUUUCUCCGAGCUUUGAAGUAUAGUAUUCCUCAUCUUGGGAAAUGCAUGCAGAAACAGAAUUACUGUAACGCCGCCGCCGCCAAUCCUUAUUGCAAUAGAGUAAGAUUGAAAAAGUAUCACCUAACCAAGUGUCUGCAGAAUAAAUUCAAGAUAUCAGGAUUAGCAAGAACCAUCCCAAGUCGGAGCUUCUCAUGUAAGGGUCUUCUGCCUAUCAAGUCAGAAAGCGAAAAGUCCAUUUCUGAGAACAUGGAUGCAUUUGAAAAAGUGAGAACAAGACUAGAAACGCAGCCACAGGAAGAGUACGAGAUUGUCAACGCAGAGAUUAAACACGGCGGUUUUGUUUAUUAUCAAGAAGGUUGCUGCUUGGUUCGUUCCAAAGACGAAGAAGCCGACAGUGAUAAUUAUGAAGUUUUAUUCAACCUGGAAGAACUUAAAUUGGACCAGCCCUUCAUCGAUUGUAUCAGAGUUGCUCCUGAUGAGAAAUACGUGGCUGCCAAGAUAAGGACGGAGGGUUCUGAAACAUCCACCUGCAUAGUUGUGAGGCUCAGUGACCAGCCUGUAAUGGAAGCCUCCUUCCCAAACGUUUCCAGUUUUGAAUGGGUGAAGGAUGAAGAGGGCGAAGAUGUCUUAUUCUACACCUUCCAGAGGAACCUUCGCUGCCAGGAUGUGUAUCGAGCCACAUUUGGUGACAACAAGCGCAAUGAACGGUUCUACACAGAGAAAGACCCAAGCUAUUUUGUUUUCCUCUAUCUUACAAAAGACAGCCGUUUCCUCACACUCAAUAUUAUGAACAAGACGACGUCAGAGGUGUGGUUGAUAGAUGGCCUGAGCCCGUGGGACCCGCCAAUGCUUAUUCAGAAAAGGAUACAUGGCAUGCUUUACUACGUGGAGCACCGGGAUGACGAGUUAUACAUCCUCACCAACGUCGGGGAGCCCACGGAGUUCAAGCUGAUGCGGACAGCGGCUGAUGCCCCUGCUAUUAUGAAUUGGGAUUUAUUUUUCACAAUGAAGAGAAAUACCAAGGUUGUAGACUUGGACAUGUUUAAGGAUCACUGUGUUCUGUUCCUGAAACACAGCAAUCUCCUCUAUGUCAAUGUGAUUGGUCUGGCUGACGACUCCGUUCGCUCUCUGAAGCUCCCUCCUUGGGCCUGUGGAUUCAUAAUGGAUACGAAUUCUGACCCAAAGAACUGCCCCUUUCAGCUUUGCUCUCCAAUAAGACCCCCAAAAUACUACACAUACAAGUUUGCAGAGGGCAAACUAUUUGAGGAAACUGGUCACGAAGAUCCGAUUACAAAGACCAGCCGUGUUUUACGCAUAGAAGCCAAAAGCAAGGAUGGAAAGUUAGUGCCCAUGACAGUUUUUCACAAAACGGAUUCUGAGGACUUGCAGAGGAAGCCUCUCUUGGUGCACGUCUAUGGAGCUUACGGAAUGGAUCUGAAGAUGAAUUUCAGGCCUGAAAAGCGGAUCUUGGUGGAUGAUGGGUGGAUCUUAGCAUAUUGCCAUGUUAGGGGCGGUGGCGAGCUGGGUCUCCAGUGGCAUGCUGAUGGCCGUCUAACUAAGAAGCUCAAUGGCCUUGCUGACUUAGUGGCUUGCAUUAAGACGCUUCAUAGCCAGGGCUUCUCUCGGCCGAGCCUAACCGCGCUGAGCGCUUUCAGUGCUGGAGGUGUGCUUGUGGGAGCACUGUGUAAUUCUAAGCCACAGCUCCUGAAAGCCGUGACCCUGGAGGCACCUUUCUUGGAUGUCCUCAAUACAAUGAUGGACACCACACUUCCUCUGACACUGGAAGAGUUGGAAGAGUGGGGAAACCCUUCAUCUGAUGAGAAACACAAGAACUACAUAAAACGCUACUGUCCCUGCCAGAACAUCACACCUCAGCAUUAUCCGUCAGUUCACAUCACAGCUUAUGAAAACGAUGAGCGAGUGCCGCUGAAAGGAAUCAUAAACUACACGGAGAAACUUAAGGAGGCUGUCGCAGAGCACACCAAGGGAGCGGGUGAAGGCUAUCAGCCCCCCAACAUUAUUUUGGAUAUUCAACCUGGAGGGAAUCAUGUGAUUGAGGAUUCUCACAAAAAGAUCACAACCCAGUUGAAAUUCCUAUAUGACGAACUUGGAUUUGACAGCACUGAAGCUUUUGAGGCUCUGAAGAAAUACCUAAAAUUCUGAAAUGCUGCAUUCAGCUGGAACUGGAAACACAUGGAAAUAAUAAUUAGUCUUGUUUCCAGUUGGUUUAGCAAAAGUGAGGUUUUUUUUAAGUUAUUAUAUAAUUUUUUUAAAAGU